AAAAACAAUAAUUUUUAACUGAAAACUAUAAAUUAAAUAUAAAAGUAAAGUACAAACAUAAUUAAUAGUAAUAAUUAUGGGUUUAGGACGUUUUAAUUUGCCUAAUAAAUAUAAUCAUAAAUGAAUGUAUAACAAUCAAUUAAUCGUUACACAUAUAAGCAUGAAAUGGAGAAUUUAGAAAAAUGAAACUAAAAUUAUUUUGAAUUGUCACAUAAGAUAGAGAAUUAUUGUGAUGGUUCUGAUAUGUUUCGCUUUAUAUAAUUAAUUAAUUAAUAGAUUGUAUUAUGAGAGUAUACAGUAUUUUCCAAUAAACAAUCUAGAAAAGUUAAGAAAAUGAGCCCAAAAUAUAGAGGGCCAACUAUACUAAAAGCCCACUAUAUCUAGUUUUUUUUAGAGACGACUAUACCUAGUUUUAUUACUUUAUACACUAUCCAAGUUGAUCGAUCCCCAAUUAGUCGGUUUCUCUUAAAACAAUUGAUUUUCCUGAUUUCCUCCGACUUUCUACUACUCGCCGUCGCGCUGCCGGUGGAUCCCUCGCUCUUUCCGGAUUCUCGUCGAAGGUGUUAAAUUUCUCAACUUCUACUCAAUCAGCCAUCAUGAUCGUGAAAAAUAGGCCAUUUUUCAGGUUCGUGACGUUUGGCAGGCUGCAUAGUGCCAGCGAGGCAGUGCAAGAUUCAUUCGAUGUAACGAAAAGGGUCUGCAAGAUCAUGAUGUCCUGCCCCAAACUAGGCCUAGACACGGUUCUUGAUCAAAGCGGCAUUCGUGUCUCCGAAGACGUGGCCGAGAAGGUCCUUGAGCGGUUCGAGAAUGCUGGGAUGCUAGCUCACCGGUUCUUCGAGUGGGCCGGGAAGCAGAGACACUACGAGCACAGUGUUCGAGCCUACCACAUUAUGAUUGAGUCGAUGGCGAAAAUAAGGCAGUACGAGAUCAUGUGGGAUCUCGUGAACGCCAUGAGGGGCAAAGAGAUGCUGAAUAUCGAGACUUUCUGCAUCAUCAUGAGGAAGUAUGCGCGGGCACAGAAGGUAGAUGAGGCCGUCUACACGUUCAACAUCAUGAACAAGUACAACGUUCCUCCCAAUCUGGCUGCGUUCAAUGGCUUGCUGAGUGCUCUGUGCAAAUCUAAGAAUGUGAGGAAAGCUCAGGAGAUUUUUGAUGCAAUGAAGAAUGAUCAAUUCUGUCCAAAUCCAAAGAGUUACAGCAUUUUGAUUGAAGGAUGGGGGAGGGCUCCGAAUUUGCCUAAAGCUAGAGAGAUCUUCAAUGAGAUGGUUGAUUCCGGCUGCAAACCGGAUAUUGUCACGUAUGGGAUCAUGGUCGACAUCCUCUGCAAGGUGGGGCGCACAGACGAAGCAGUUGGAGUGGUUAAUGAGAUGGAGUUGAGAGGCUGCCAGCCAACAUCUUUUAUUUAUAGUGUUUUGAUACAUACAUAUGGGAUUGAGAAUAGGAUUGAGGAUGCCAUUGAUACAUUCCUUCAGAUGGAGAGGAACGGAGUGAAGCCCGACGUGGUUGUGUUCAACUCCUUGAUCAGUGCUUUCUGCAAAGUGAGCAAAUUCGAAAACGCCUACAAAGUUGUGGAUGAGAUGGACAAGAAGGGGGUGAGUCCCAAUUCAAGAACCUGCAAUAUUCUCAUCAACGCCUUGAUUGGCCGUGGGGAGACAGAUGAGGCGUUUAAGGUGUUCCGGAGGCUGUCUAAAGUCUGUGAGCCAGAUGCAGACACGUACACGAUGAUGAUCAAGAUGUUCUGUGAGAGAGAUGAGCUGGAGGUGGCUCACAAAGUGUGGAGAUAUAUGGAGAGGAAGCAGUUUGCUCCGAGCUUGCACACGUUUUCUGCACUGAUCAAUGGGUUGUGUGACAAGGGCGACGCCUCUAGGGCUUGCGUCUUGAUGGAGGAGAUGAUGGAACGAGGGAUUCGCCCGGGGAGGCACACGUUUGGCAAGCUGAGGAAGCUGCUUCUCAAGGAAGGGAGGGAAGAUGUAGUUGAGUUUUUGCAGGAAAAGAUGAGUCUCUUGGUGAAAGAGCCUCUAUGUGAUUGAGAUAUAUAAUUGUUUGCUAUUGAGUUUCAAGAAAAUCACAUUCCGUUUCCUAGUACCUUCGCUCUGCAGCUUGCCUUUUUCGGCUAUGCAGCAUCUUGCUCAAACAUAUCAUGCCUAUACAGUGUUGCAGCUUGCCUUUUUCGGUGAAAAAUGGCCACUGAUGGAGAGUUGCAGCACUGAAUAUGCGUGAUGUUUGAAACCCAAGCUGGACCAAGAGCAAGAUAUCAAGCUCUCUGCACAAGGAUUGAGAUAAUGGUUGGAGGCAAGCUCAGAUGUAUCGGGAGUUCUCAGCGCUAGAGGUAGUUUUCUUUUUCCUAUAGUUAACAAGUUUUAUCGAAGUGCUUUCGUUGUUUGAUCUUGCCUCUCUCUCGUCUUCAGGUUAAACCUACUGAAGUGAGCUCUUUGGACUUGGAUGUGAUGUGCCAAACAAUUCAAGACAAGCUCUUUCACAUGGCUUCUCCGCCACAAAGCAUACUCAACGACCUUGAAGGUUGCAUAGGACGUGCCGACAGCAGUACUGCUGAAACAGUGGCAGAAAUCAGCUUAUCAAAUGAGAUGAUUGUGACAAUUGCGCGGUGGCUUGGUAAUGAAGAACGAGUGCAAACUCUUGUAUCAGCAUAUAGAGAUUCUCGUGGGGCUUUUGGUGAACAGUUGUCAGAGCAGUUGCUUCGUGAUGGAGGGAUCUAACUGCCGUUAUUUGCAGAGUGGUGGUUAACAUUUGUCCAAUCCUCUUUCAGAGUGGUGGUUGUGAUGGAUUGAGUGUUAAAUACCAGCUGCCAUACUAUGAAGAUCUCUCACUUGCUGAUGUUUUUGGGCACAUGGAAAGAAACAGAAACGCGCUUGGCAUAUCUGAGUAUAGCAUCAGCCAAUCCACACUCGAAACUAUAUUCAACCAUUUCGCGACUAAUCCACGAGGUAAGCUAUCACAUAUCUUGUUUCUCUACUUGUCUUUGUAUAACGGGACCUACCUUUUUGAGAACGGUCUUCAGAACUUCAUUGAGUUAUACCCGUUGUAAAUAGCACACUUUUACCAAAACUGAACUACACUACUUAGUAUCUGUGACAUUUAAUGAGACAAAGAUGAGGUUAAAGUGCAA
Messenger RNA from Salvia miltiorrhiza (redroot sage), 3127 nucleotides. Its product is annotated as pentatricopeptide repeat-containing protein At1g77360, mitochondrial-like. Bases 597 to 2030 code for a protein of 477 amino acids. The record is from RefSeq and is a predicted model, not a curated record. NCBI's taxonomy places the organism in Eukaryota, Viridiplantae, Streptophyta, Magnoliopsida, Lamiales, Lamiaceae. Gene Ontology annotation, molecular function: protein binding. The transcript has 6 exons.